GGCGCCCAAUGCCGGAACCUCGGCCCGACCUCACUUAUUCCGUGCCGACGACGCGCUCAUCUUGUUCAUGUUCUGCGUCUCUCGCGCGACGCGCCUGCUUUCUCCUCGUCUUGGCCUUUCCCUCUGCGCUCGCUCCUCUCUUGCACGCACAUUUUCUCUCUCUACUCGCUCAGCAUCCCGGUGGUCCUACAAGCCUGCACGCCCGCGCAUAAAGAUGGCACAACCCGUAGCAAAUUCCCUCAGCCCGCUCGCGUACGACGACGGACCCAUCGUGUGGGUGGACUGCGAGAUGACGGGGCUGGACCAUAACAAGGAUAAGAUCAUUGAGAUUGCGGUCUUGAUCACGAACGGGAACCUGGAGAUCGUAGACGAGGGCGUCGAAUACAUCAUUCGGACGGACAAGUCCGUGUUGGAUGGGAUGGAUGAGUGGUGUACGACCCAGCAUGGCAAAUCCGGCCUCACCGCCGCCUGCCUCGCCUCCCCACACACCACUUCCUCCGCCGAGUCCGCCGUCCUCGCCUACAUACAGAAAUGGGUCCCGACGCAGCGCACGGCCGUCCUCGCAGGCAACUCCGUACACGUCGACCGCAUGUUCCUCGCGAAUGAGAUGCCGAGGCUAGUAGAUUGGCUGCAUUAUCGGAUAAUCGACGUUUCUUCUAUCAAGGAACUCGCCCGCCGAUGGUACCCCCAAAUCCCGGUACCUAAGUUGUCAGAGUCGAGCCACAGAGCACUGGACGACAUCAAGGGUUCAAUCGCAGAGCUACGCUGGUAUCGCGAGAACAUCUUCAAGGCGGUGCCGAAGCUCAAGUCGCCACCACCUUCGCCGCCGAGGGCGAAGUAGCGAACACCUGGCCAGGAUGGUUGCCACUGCACAUACUUAUAUGCCUUUACCUUUCGCAUAUUUCGAGGGCUUGCUGGUUUCUCGAACGGAAUGAAUGAUCAUGACUCCAGAAUCGGCUCCACAAUCAUCAC
Molecule: messenger RNA, 972 nt
Organism: Schizophyllum commune H4-8
Lineage: Eukaryota; Fungi; Basidiomycota; Agaricomycetes; Agaricales; Schizophyllaceae
Product: ribonuclease H-like protein
Exons: 7
Coding region: 215-841 (208 amino acids)
Cellular component (GO): mitochondrion
Molecular function (GO): 3'-5'-RNA exonuclease activity; nucleic acid binding
Source: RefSeq, a predicted model, not a curated record